UCCCUCUCAGUAAGGAAUCGUUUCAAAUAUGCGUUGUUUUGAAAAUCGCAUAUGUGAUGUGGCUUUUGUUCUGAUCGAGCCUCGUUACUGCUUACUUAUUUAUACUGUCGUCAGAUUUAAGAAACACGUGCUACUAAAAUUUCGUUAAAUUAUUUAAUAAAAUAGCAUUUUUAAAAUAUCGUGGUAAAAUAAUCGUGUAAUUGUAAUCCAGCAAAAGAAUGUCGAAUAUGCAGCCUCCUGAUUCGAAAAGGGAAGAAUUUCGGAAAUAUCUUGAAAGAGCUGGUGUUCUGGAUGCCUUAACAAAGGUACUUAUAUCUUUGUACGAAGAACCAGAAAAGCCAAAAGAUGCUUUAGAAUAUAUUCGUCAAAAUCUUGGUGGUAUCACAGAAGUUGAUGUAGAAUUGGAUACGUUAAGAAAUGAAUUGAAGGAUGCUAAAUCUAAAAUUAUCGAGUUAGAAGCAAAAUUAUUAAAGUAUGAAGGAGAUGGAGAUGCGGAAUAAUUAAGCAAUAAAGUUCUAGAUUAUAAUUCAAUACUAGUCCCUGCUGGACAUUGACUUUCGCAGGAAGUGAGACCGACUAUGUGCCUUACAAUAAAUAUAACAAGCAACUUCAACAGUUUAGAAGUUUAAAAUAAAUUAAGUUCUGUUUUUCAAAUUCCAGUAAACGUAAGUCUAUUUCUUAAUCAUCUUGACGAAAAUAUGUUAUAUUUUUCAUAUUUGUUCUUUAACAAAAUUAAAUGUACCUAGAAACAU
Messenger RNA from Colletes gigas, 752 nucleotides. Its product is annotated as c-Myc-binding protein. NCBI's taxonomy places the organism in Eukaryota, Metazoa, Arthropoda, Insecta, Hymenoptera, Colletidae. The record is from RefSeq and is a predicted model, not a curated record. The transcript is spliced from 3 exons. Gene Ontology annotation, cellular component: nucleus. Gene Ontology annotation, biological process: regulation of DNA-templated transcription. Gene Ontology annotation, molecular function: transcription coactivator activity. Bases 219 to 500 code for a protein of 93 amino acids.